AUGUUUUGGCACAAUAUACAGUUAUAUAACAAUCUGUUUAUUAUUCUAUUAAUAUUAUAUACAUUUGAUUGUUUUAUAUGUUUUCCAAUUUUUGAUAAUGAAUGUGGUUCUACACCAUUUAUAUUUAAUCCUAAUGGUAAUAUAUAUUCACAUAAAGGUUAUGAAAAACAAUUAAAUUAUAAUGGAUUGAUUCAAUGUUUUUGGUUUAUUCAUAUCAAUCCACAAGAUCGUAUUAUUAUACAAUCAAUUGAUUUUGAUCUAGCUGAUAAUUCAAUUCAAUGUGAUGAAGAUAGUUUAAUAAUUUAUGAAUCAGAUAAUUAUCAAAUUAAUAAUAUAACAUAUUCAGAAAUGGAUACAUUCACAAAACGAAUUGGUAAAUAUUCAUAUUGUGGAUCAAAAAAUUUUAGAAUAUUGUCUAGUUCUAAUCAGCUAUUAUUAAUAUUUAAAGCACAAUCAAUUGGUAAACAUAAAGGUUUUAAUCUACGUUAUUCAGCUAUAAAUUCUAACUUGGCAAAUAUAAUUGAAUUUUCAUCACAGUCGUUUAUAAUGAAUAGGACAUGUGACUCAUCAUUUGAAUGGAAAUGUCCAACAUCCCAAUGUAUAUUGAAAAUAUGGAGAUGUGAUGGAUUUUCUGAUUGUUCAGGUUCGGAGGAUGAACUAAAUUGUUUCAGCCCAUUUUCAAAAAUAUCUCUUUUGAAUAAAAGACAAAAGCGAUCCGUUUAUGAUAAUGAAGAAAACUGGGGUCGUGUGGUCAAUGGUCAACCGGCUCCAAAAGGUGCUUGGGCUUUUAUAGUUUCUUUACGUUUCUCUGGAAAUGGGGUACAUGUUUGUGCAGGCAGCUUAAUUAGCGCACAAUGGGUAAUGACAGCUGCACACUGUGUUCAACCAAUGCCAGAUCCAAAGCGAUGGUUUGUAGAUGUUGGAAGAUACUAUAAAAACACUGGUGGUCCUGAAGUUCAAAGAAUAAAACUUUCACAAAUUGUUAUACAUCCGUCUUACAAUAAAAGAAUUUACGCCAAUGACAUAGCACUGUUACGUCUACAAACUCCAGCUAAUUUAAAUAAUCGUCAGGUCCGACUUUCUCCAGUUGCACGUAGUUCUUAUUUAUCCAAUUUAUUAACCACUAAUGUUCAAUGCAUGGUUGCUGGUUGGGGAGAUACACGUAAUACAGGCUCAAAUGAUGUUCUAAGACAAGCAGUUCUUCCUGUUAUUAAUUAUGAUCUUUGUAAAUCAUGGUAUUAUUAUCUUAAUAGUGCAAGCUUUUGUGCUGGAUACAAGCAAGGAGGAAUUGAUGCUUGCCAAGGUGAUAGUGGGGGACCUCUAUUGUGUUAUGUUGGAGGUCAAACUGUUCAAGCUGGAAUUGUAUCAUGGGGUAACGAUUGUGCAAAACCAAGAAGUCCAGGAGUUUAUACUAAUGUGGCUAUGUUUUUUGACUGGUAUUCAAGUGUUUUGUAAACUUUCUUUUUUAUAAAAGCAUUUAGCAAUUUUAAUAUAAUAAAUAAGGUAACUUUAAA
This is a messenger RNA of Schistosoma spindalis, 1514 nucleotides long. The record is from the annotation of a GenBank genome assembly. NCBI's taxonomy places the organism in Eukaryota, Metazoa, Platyhelminthes, Trematoda, Strigeidida, Schistosomatidae.